AUGGCGUGCAAGUCAACAGGCGGGAAGGCACCCGGCAAGCAGCUGGCCACCAAGGCGGCCCGCAAAAACACACAAGCCAUGGGUGGCGUAAAGAAGCUGCACCACUACCAGCCUGACACCGUGGCACAAUGUGAGAUCCGCAAGCUGCCAUUCCAGUGUCUGGUGCGCAAGAUAUUGAAGGAUUUCAAGACCGACCUGUGCUCUCAGAGCUCGGCCGCCAUGGCGCUGCAGGAAGUAUAUGAUGCCUAUCUGGUGGGGUUAUUUGAGGACACCAACCUUUGCGCAUUCCCUGCCAAGCGCAUCACCAUUAUGCCCAAGGAAAUCCAGCUGGUGUGCCACAUCUGCGUAGAGAGAGCAUAA
Sorex fumeus (smoky shrew) is the source of this 360-nucleotide messenger RNA. Its product is annotated as histone H3-7-like. The transcript has a single exon. NCBI's taxonomy places the organism in Eukaryota, Metazoa, Chordata, Mammalia, Eulipotyphla, Soricidae. The coding region runs from base 1 to 360 and encodes 119 amino acids. Gene Ontology annotation, molecular function: DNA binding; protein heterodimerization activity; structural constituent of chromatin. The record is from RefSeq and is a predicted model, not a curated record. Gene Ontology annotation, cellular component: nucleosome.